Molecule: messenger RNA, 3194 nt
Organism: Pomacea canaliculata
Lineage: Eukaryota; Metazoa; Mollusca; Gastropoda; Architaenioglossa; Ampullariidae
Product: calcitonin gene-related peptide type 1 receptor-like
Exons: 12
Coding region: 573-1808 (411 amino acids)
Biological process (GO): cell surface receptor signaling pathway; adenylate cyclase-modulating G protein-coupled receptor signaling pathway
Cellular component (GO): plasma membrane
Molecular function (GO): G protein-coupled peptide receptor activity
Source: RefSeq, a predicted model, not a curated record
UUCUCGCCAGCCGAAAAUCAAAACCCACAGGUGCAGAAAUCUUUCUUAUUUGCUUAUCUGAAGACAUUCUGUUGAGAGGUUUUAUUUGUUAACUUUGGCGAGUCUUCUACUCAAUAUCAACUCUGCUUCCGUAUUAUUCCAUUCACUUUCUCCUUCUAUAAAGUCGGCAAAAGUUGUGGGUGUCGUACGGGUUAUUUUAUUUUAAUAUAAAAUCUUGAUCGACAUUUUGUUAAAUAUCUACACAAACGUGCAGUCGUCUGCUUAAGCAGUCACUCCUUAAACUUGAAUAGUCACAACUUUCACGCCUCUUGCGAGACAGAUGGACGACUGACUCCAUCACCGCUGAAUGUCAGAGACUCGAACCCAGUCCUACAUCCGGGACCCAACGCUGACGUCAUGCGCUCUCUUGCACUUCUGCUGAUGACAAUCUAUUCGCCAAUCACAGUACACCAGGACAGUGCGCGUGCAGCCGUACCCACCUCCACCGCCACCCCACCGUCCUCGCGGGUACCGUAUCCGCUGUGCAGGGACCGCCUCGGGUACCUCCCGCAGCCUCUCUUCCUCGUGCACGCAUGCGCCAAGUGUCUGGGGUACCUCAUGCCCGACUCCAAGGGCUCCUUAAGGCCCUGGACCACCCCCAGUUCGGCUUCACUGUCCUGAAGUCAGCAGUCGAUGGCAGGGUGGUCACUCCUGACCCCGGGCAUCCUGAGGACAUGAAUGUGGUCUGUGCUACCUUGUCCAGAACCGACUGUCGAGACUGGAGAGACUGUUGUCAGGCAUCUCUUCAAUGUUGUGACCGACAAAUCAACAUGCAGUCUCACCGCGACUCAGGAAGAAACAAAAGUGUAGCAAACACCUCUGAGGUCAACAACAACAACCAUUGCCCUAUGACCUGGGACGGCUAUUCCUGUGUUGACUCCACUCCCGCCGGACAAACUGUUCACUUUCAAUGUCCAGGCUUUCUUAAACGGUUCAGCCCCGUUUUAAACGGAAAAGCAAACAAACGUUGUCUGGACAACAGCACUUGGUAUGUGGGAGCUGUGGGGCUGGAAUGGACCAACUACGAUUCCUGUUAUGUUGACUAUGAUCACCACACUAUCUUAAAACUCAAGUUGUCCUUCCUGGGCUUCAGCAUUGCGCUGCUCAUCCCGUCCAUCGCCAUCUUCAGCAUCACCAGACCUUUACGGAGCCAGGUGCGGAUUAAGCUGCACAUCAACCUGUUCGUGUCGCUGGCACUGUCUGGCCUGUGUUCAUUGUUGUGGGAAGCACUGGUCAGCGAGAGUAUAAUGACAGACAGCGCCAUCCUCCAUCACCAGGUGACCUGCAAGGUGUUGAACAUCAUGUCCCGCAGUUCCCUCAUGUCCACGUUUUUCUGGAUGUUCUGUGAAGGCGUGUACCUCACCUGGAUCAUGUUCAACUCCCUGAGACACAUAUCCUCCAUGACUUUCUUUUACUUCGUUGGUUGGGGCAUGCCUCUCCUUAUAACAGUGGUCUACACGGUUGUUCGUAUCACCAUCAAAAAUGACGAGCGGUGCUGGCUAGCUGAUGCCGGGAGACUGGAGUGGAUCAUAGAUGGACCCACAGUGGCUUGCAUAGCAAUCAACUUCCUGUUCCUGUUGGCCAUCAUGCGGGUGAUGCUGCGUCAGCUGCGGACCCAUCGAGAGGAUCGACCCCUGGUGGUGCGGAGCUUGAGGGCCAUGCUCAUCCUCGUCCCGCUCUUCGGCCUGCAGCAGUUCUUCAUCAUCUACCGACCCCAGCCCUUGACCAGGGAUUCUAUGUAUACGAGGUGUGCAGUGCAGCCAUCAUGAAUCUGCAGGGAGCUGUUCUGGCACUGAUGUUUUGCUUCUUCAAUGGAGAGGUGCGGGGUCAUCUCAAGACUCUGGUCCGACGUCUGAGGUUCAAGUUCAGUGGAGUCAGGUUGCAGCCCCGGACAAGCCUGGUCAGUGCCGUGGGUUCAACCCUGACGGUCUGGCGCCAGUCGCGAUCCUCCAUCGACACCUGUGGCUCCGCAGGUGUGGCGAGCGGCACCGACUACAGCCUCCGCAACCCCGACACCAACGGCGACAAUCAAACGAGCGUUGGGAACGACAAACAUGGCGUCAGACACUACAGUGAACUAGGAACUGUCGAAAAUGCUGCUGCUGCUACAUUUGCUGAUAAAAUGGACCAAUCAGAUGACGAAAAAAUCAAGACAGCUUUCUGGUCAAGAUAAUGUUGGUUACGUCGCUGAAGAUGUCCAGACUCUGGAAACAGUUUCUGACUCUCACAUUGUAGAAUCAGUUCCCAUCCACUGCAGGAACCAAAAGUGUGAUCAGGAAUCGGACAAAAUCUGUUUGGAAACUAUACAGCUAACUGUCCACAUGUGUUUAGGUUCUGUGGAUCUACCACCCACCCACCGGAAACGCCUGAGAGUAACGCAGCUUGCAAAACACAAGAUGAAGGCGGACAUUCUAAACUUCACGAAAGUGACAACAAGGACAAUGUUAAGCACAAUGGUGAAAAGUCGUCUUAACAACAACAGUAUACUCAGUUCUCUUUGGAAACAAAAGUAGACAUGAGAGAUAUAGGCUGAAAGAACAAAUCAUCAACCCGUCUACAAACCGAAUAUAGACAUUUAUAGAGGUCAGGACACGUCUAUGUCACGUGAUAUUGUUGACCUGACAUCUCUGACAUCAGGAUUAGACAUUCAUGAUGCUUGUUAGGUGCCAUUUGAUCCUCUAGCAAGACUAAUGGAGUCUCCUCUGGAAACUUCCGGUGAUAGUAGUGCUCCGCUCACAUUUAACAUUUUAAAAUCUUGAUAUAGUAAUUUUAAAUGUGUGCUGACAUGAACAUUGCUCCACAAGUCGUAUAGCCUCCACCCAGACAAUGUCCACAGAGGACUGCAACUUGGAAUUUUCUUAAUUUUUUUUUAUGUUCGGUUAUUGUAGUAUCUUGGCAACGCGCUGACAGUACAGUUAUGUCCAGACCGUGCAAUUUCUUCUCCCCAGCAAAAGACAGAUGGGUGAAGAUCCAGUUGGUCCGAGAUUAGCCAUGUCAUCUAACUAUCUUACAUCAUUGUUUCGACUUUUUACAAAUCUUUCCUCUACUCUUGGCCGUCCAGUUAAUUAAUUACAGACAUUGGAAUGUUAAAGUGUAUGAUGCUGCUUUGUUCUUACUUCAACUCCUAAACUACAAGGCAGCUCUGGACUUUUAAU